This is a messenger RNA of Nicotiana tabacum (common tobacco), 1250 nucleotides long. RefSeq lists its product as uncharacterized. Gene Ontology annotation, molecular function: zinc ion binding. The record is from RefSeq and is a predicted model, not a curated record. Lineage: Eukaryota; Viridiplantae; Streptophyta; Magnoliopsida; Solanales; Solanaceae.
UUUUAUAUACAUACAUACACAUCCCGCAUCCCUAGGUCUUCCUCGUAUCACAUAUUCUUUACAUUUAUACCCCUCGCCGUAGUUUCUAAGAAAAAAUUUGGUGUUUCUGUGGUUUUUGUUUAAAGUAAAGGUGGUUUCAGUUUCCAUCUGCAAUUGGCUUCCUCUUUUUCUCUCCCCUAAAUUCUCUGUCUGAUUUCUUUGUCUAAGAGAAUAUAGAAAAGGAUGAAAAACUGUGAGCUUUGUAAGGGAUUGGCUAGGAUGUACUGUGAAUCGGACAACGCGAGUUUGUGUUGGGACUGUGAUGCGAAGGUUCACUCGGCUAAUUUUCUGGCGGCGAGGCAUUCUAGGUCUUUGCUCUGCCACGUGUGUCAAUCGCCGACGGCUUGGUCGGCGGACGGGCCGAAACUUGGACCGACGGUUUCCGUAUGUGAGAGGUGCGUAGAUGGAUACUACCACAGGGACGAGGUAGAGGAGAGUGAAAGCGUGAACGAUGAAGGAAGUACCACGGAGGAUGAAGAAAAUGAUGAUGAAGAGGAUGAAGAUGAGGAAAUUGACGAUGAAGAGGAUAUUGAUCAAGUUGUGCCGUGGUCAUCUACGCCGCCUCCACCGCCGGCUAGUUCAUCCAGCAGCGAAGAUUCAUCUAAAGGCCGUCGGAAUGUUUCGUUGAAGCGAAUGCGUGAAUAUGAUGCGGAUCUUCAUUCAGAUGACGAUAACGGAAGCUCAUUAUGUAGCCAGAAAAUCCACACAACGCCGUCGGUGGCGGUACACAGCGGGGACGAGGCAGCUGCCGUUGUUGUAUCAACGAAAAUGAGAACGCCGGCUAAGAUACAGAGAACGGAAGCGAACCGAACGGAUCGGCUGACGGCGCCUGGAUGCACGGCGAUAAUGGAGUAUAUCAGGAGAAAUAAUCGGCAGAGGAUAAGCUCCAGUACGGCGAUCGUCGAGCUCUGUAGACUCAGUGAUGACUCAAGGACCGUUGAUCUGGAAAGCUCGGAGACGUCGUAACCGUCGGAUUGACCAUUCGUUUCAGUUACAUUACGUCAUUUCUACUUUUGUUACUUACCCUUUACCCAAAUCUUGUAGUCGGUGGAUUUCAGAUGAUAGUUAAUAGGAUAAGAGUGGAUUUGUUCUAAGUACUAAUCUUUUCAGAGUUAGGACCAUUUGCUAGUAUAUGCUAUUUUUAUUUACUGUAUGUAAUUUAUUUAGGAUAAUAACUACUAAUAUUAAGAAGAGGAAUGCUUUUAAACACA